AGUGGGUUAAUUUUUUCAACCCUAAAUUAAUAAAAUUGUGCAGCCCAACGACAGCCAGCAGCCGAGCGGAUCGCCAUCGACGAACGCGAAGGGCCAAGUCGUGAAGUCGGCCGCCGCAGACCGCCUGCCGCCUGUUCCUCAGUCUUCUGUUACAGUGGUGCGCCGUGAAUCCUCCAGCUGUGCUCACAUUCAGCCUUUCACUGCCUCACAGAUUCAGCUUUCAGCCGUUUCAGUAAUGGGAGGGAAGUGCCCCCAUCGAAGCGUGAGGAAGCGCCGCUACUCUCACAAAACUGCCCGCCGCACUAAAUUCCUGGUAAAAGGAGACGACGCCGUUUACGAGGAACUUCACAAGCCGGAGGAGCAGGGCCUUGCGAAAGCCAUGCCCGUCGAUGAAGACCUCCCAGGUAUGGGGCAGUACUAUUGCUUACACUGCGAUCGAUAUUUCGCGAAUAUUACUGUGAGGGAUGACCAUUUUAAGACUAAAAAGCACAAGAAGCGUAUGAAGAUGAUGAUGGGAGGAGCGCCCCACACACAGCUUGAUGCUGAUUUAGCUGGUGGGAUGGGUCUUCCUGAUAAUGGACCAAAGCUCAUGGCAAUGGGCUGAGAUUUUUCCCUAAUGAGCUCUGAUCACUACAACUUCAGAUAAAAGAGGUCUUUCCUUAAACAUAUUUGUUGUGUUUUUUUGCUUAAAGAAUAUAUUACAGCAGGUCUAAGGUAUUCAGUAGUUGAGUAUGGAUAUAACUAGUUUUGAUUCCAGUGUGUUUUUCGCUCCAUGUUUGUUCUGUAUUUUAUGUAUUUUAUAUAUUACGGAGUAUGUGUUUUUGCUUACCCAGUCAUUUUUCAGUUUUACUUGAGUGAAGAACAGAGAGUUGAAUAAAAAACUCUUGACCGGUCUUGAACUUGUGUGCUAGUCUCUUCUGUUUUCAACUCUUUAAUACACGUUCUUCUGAUUUA
Molecule: messenger RNA, 954 nt
Organism: Cuscuta epithymum
Lineage: Eukaryota; Viridiplantae; Streptophyta; Magnoliopsida; Solanales; Convolvulaceae
Source: the annotation of a GenBank genome assembly